Molecule: messenger RNA, 372 nt
Organism: Lactuca virosa
Lineage: Eukaryota; Viridiplantae; Streptophyta; Magnoliopsida; Asterales; Asteraceae
Source: the annotation of a GenBank genome assembly
GCCGAGCCUUUCCAGUUUCAAAUGAAAUCCCUACUUCAAGUCGAUAAAUGGUCAAACCUAGCGCAAUCCAAAACUGAAGCCGGCUCCGCUUACAACCUAACUGUUGGAAACCACCAUCGAGACACACAACGAGAAGAUCGAAGAGCAAUGGCGGUGAUGGAGAAGCUCAAGAUGUUCAUCGUCCAAGAGCCUAUAGUUGCUGCCUCCUGCCUCAUCGGUGGCUUCGGUCUGUUUCUUCCUGCAUUCGUGAGGCCUAUGCUGGAUUCCUUUGAAUCAUCCAAACAAGUUCCUCAACCUGCUUUAAGCGAUGUGGUUGCAGGCAUGACUGAGGAUUGGAGUGGCUACCGAGGGAACUAUUUGGGCCUCUUCUAA